UUAUACAAAUUUAUUAUUAAAUAAGUGAUAUUAAAUAAUUAAGAAGACAUUUACUUAUGUUCAUUAUAAAUCUACCUAACAUUUUAACAAGAAAUUUUUCAUAUAAGAUUUUAUUACAAUGAAAUUUUUUUCGUUUAUUUUAAUAUUUAUUGUAAUUUUCCUCUUGCAACCAGAAAAAGGAGUUCAUUGUGAAAAUUAUCAUGAUAUGUAUGAAAAUUAUAUCGAAAGGGUGGUGAGUCACAUUUAUUUAAAAAUUAUAUUGUACCAAAAUCAAGAUUCAAAGAAUGCUACUGGUAGAGAGGAAGAUCUUCAAACAAACACUAUCAUGUUAAAUUUAAGACAAAAAUAUUGUUAUACAAUAGGUAUACUCAAUUUCAAGUACAUUGAAAUACUACAAAAAUACUUUGAUAUAAUAAAACUUAUGCUUAAUAUGUGUCUGAAAUAUCAUAAAAAUAAUGAAUUGAAUUAUUUCAGCUCCUGUGUAGAAACGCUUGAAAAAGUUCUAAAAAUUUCCAAAACUAUGUUUAAAAAACUACACAAUGCUAUGAAGUUUAUAAGUUACUUAGAUAUAAGAUUAUUGUUUACAGAAGGCUUUAUACCGCAUCCUAUAAUUGAUGUAAUCGACUUUAUAUAUCAGUAUGUCUUAGAAAAAAGUCAGGAUACCAGCUCUUUAGAUCUCAACAAAUCACCUUAUGAAAUCUCUGUAAUUAAACUUGAGAAUUUGACAAAAUUUCAAUUUGAUGCAUCAAAAAGAAUAGGCAAAUUUGUUGAAAAUAAUAAAUUUAUGUUUAUUUAUAUAUUAACUGAUAUGUCAAAAAUUAAAAUUGCGGAAUUACCUAAUGAUUUAAAUUUUGUAAGAAUAGAAAUAAUUAAUAAGUUUUUCAACGAAAUUAUAGAAGUUUGGUACAAAAACCUAGGAUUUGAAGAAUUUAUCAAACCUAAAUCAGCAGAAUUCAUACCUCCAAUAGACCCAGAUACAAAUCAAAAUGAUGGAAUUGAAGCUCUUAAUAUUAUUCGUAGAGAAUCUGGUUGGAAAGAAAUGAACCACAUUAGUAUAGUUUAUUUUGGUAAACAAUUCAGUGUAGAUCGUAUAAUAAAUGAUGAAGUUAGUAACAUAAAUUUUCAAAUAAAAAAAAAACACGUAUCACAAUUAUUAAGAUGUAGAUUUACAGAAAUAAUGAAAAACUAUCGUUCAUUAUUUUCUGCAAUGUUAUAUAUAUGCGAUAAAGAUGCCCAUAACUACUACAAUAAUUGUGUAAUUAAAUUAUUUGGCUCAUUAGUUAAAUCAAAAACAAUGCUUGAAGAUUUAUAUGAAGCUUUAGUUACUUUAAAGAAAUCAUCAAUAUGGAGUGUUAAUUAUACCUCUGAAUCAAAUUUACAGAUUGUUUUUGAAUGGGUUGCAGGAUUUCUCAGUUUGUUGGAGAAUAAUGAUUUUUCUUUAAAAAAUAUUAAUGAUAAUAAAAUGAUUAAACAACUUCUCAUCAUUUUUAAAAAAAAAUUUAAUGUUUUUAGUACUCUUUUAUUGAAUGAAAUUAAGAUAUUUGAUACCCUGUGCCAUAAAGAUGACAAAUUUAAAAAUGUUCAGUAUUAUGUAAACUAUUUUAGGAAUCCAGAAAAUGAAUCAAUUAAUUUAAAUCCUGAGAAUUCAAUGCAAAUUAUGCUUAACGCAUGUAAUUUUUUUGACAAUUUUUGUGAAAAUGUUAGCAAAUCUUGUUAUAAAGAUCUGGGCUUUGAAAAACUUCCACACUGUAAAAUAAAGAAUUAGACUUCAAACUUUUUUAACUUAUAUUUAAUUCACUAUAAUCACAACUUGCACAAUGAUUUUUGACUUAGCGAUUGUUUUACUUCCGUACAUAAAUAAUAUUUAUUGUUUCCGGAAUAUUUUAUUAAUAUACAAUUAACACUGUAUAAUUUUAUUGAGCAAUAUAGUCUUCAGUAAUUCUAUUAAUGUACUAUA
Molecule: messenger RNA, 1957 nt
Organism: Daktulosphaira vitifoliae (grape phylloxera)
Lineage: Eukaryota; Metazoa; Arthropoda; Insecta; Hemiptera; Phylloxeridae
Exons: 2
Coding region: 119-1765 (548 amino acids)
Source: RefSeq, a predicted model, not a curated record